GUGGCUGUCCUUUCUCUCCGCAACCUUCAUCUUAUCUUUUAAUUAAAACACCAGUUCAAUGUAUUCCAGUACCUCUGUGAUUUUCCUUGCACCCUUUUGUGUCAGACAUAUGCUGGCUUUAACAUGUUUGCUUCACACUGCUUUUGGGCUUCUCUUAUUUUCAUACAUUGUGAAGUAUAGUUUGAUUUUGUGCAAGCAAAAAUGGCUGCAGCUGCAUUGUGUGCAAGCCUACAUCUGCAAGGCAGUAGUGUCCCAUCAGCCUUGUUACAUCGCCUUCCAUGCCAAAACUCGUCCACCUAUCAUUAUUCUCAGCUCCAGCAUAGCUAUUUCAAAAGUAUUGGGUUUCUCUCUGCACUCAAUUAUAGAAGUAGCAAUAGAGAUGAUGAUUCCUCCAGUGUCUGUAGCGUUGGGAGUAGCGACCAUUCAUCAAUAGGGAGUGAAAGCCAACUACCUACAAGGAAAAAAUAUCAAAAUAAAGAGACCCAAAAUGCAACAGACUUUUCCAUGGACAUCCAGAACGGGAGCAGAGGUGGAAUGACACACAUGAGUAGAAAAGUGGUGCAGGGUCGAAAUUCUGAGGAAAGCCAACUCAAUAAAAUGAUGCUUAAAGCGUGUGAAGAACGUGAUUUGGAAAGGGCUUUUAACUUGCUAGAAGAUAUAGUGAAAAAAGGUUACGUUCCUCGUGUUCAUCUAUGCUCACGGCUUAUUGUUAGACUAUGUAAAUGUCGCAGAGUCAGUAGAGCCAGUGAAGUACUGGAAAUUAUGUUGAUGUCUGGUUGUGAGGUUGACAUGACGACAUAUGCUACUUUGAUUAAUAGGUUCUGUAUCGCGGGCGAUAUGGAUUCUGCAUUUCGGCUCCUGACUGACCUGAGAGAACAAGGGCUUUUCCCGGAUUUUAGGAUAUAUAAUCCUAUUUUACGAGGAUUCUGUAUCCAAGGCGAUUUGGAUAUGGCUUCCAAGUUUUUAGACGGGAUUUUGCAGGAUGGUUUUGUUCCAACUAUUUAUACUUAUACUAUAUUGGUUCAUGCAAUUUCCAAAAAAUAUGGGGUGGAUGAGGCAGCAAGAGUCUUCGAUGUGAUGAUAAGCAAGGGAUUUGUUCCUAAUAAUGUCGCAUACAAUGUUUUGAUCAGGGGGCUAUGCAAAGAAGGAAGAUUGGAUGAAGCUGCCAAAUUGAUUGAUGAUAUGCAAUUCAAAGGAUGCCAACCAUGUGUUAUUAGUUACGCCACAUUGUUCCAAGCUUACUGCAGGGCAGAAAGCUGGGGAGAUGCAGCCAACCUUCUGGCUGACAUGCACAAGGCUGGUUGUACUCCAAAUGCUGUCAUUUAUGGUAUGCUAGUCCAUUCUUUGUGUGAAGCAGGACACCUUACUGAUGCUGUUGAUAUUUUGGAGAACACGGUGAAGGAAUACAUUCCUGAUGGAACAGGAUUCAAACCAGUCAUUGCUUAUACCUCAUUGAUGGGAUAUUUAUGCAAGGCAGGUAGGAUAGAUGAUGCAUUAGAGAUGCUAAAAAGGAUGAAAAAUACAAACUAUAAGCCCAAUUUGCACACCUACACUAGCCUCGUUCGUUAUCUAUGUGAACAACAUAGGAUAGAUCUGGCAAUUCGUAUAUCCAUUGAUAUGUUUGCAGAGGGGUGGAAGCCCAAUAAAACUAUUUAUAUUACUCUUAUUCGAGGUUUAGUUGCCGAAAGUAUGACAGAUGAGGCUAUGAAGCUUUACAAUGAAUUGACCGCUAGAGGUGAUAUCAAUCUGAAGCUUGAUUCAUUUGAAUCAAUAACAAAUGCAUGUGCAAAACAGAAGACUACGAUGGUGAACUUCAUGUAGAAAGCAACAUUUAGAUCUAUGGGUGGAUUCAUUGCAAGAGCCCUUUGUAAGAGGACUAUGGUCUUCUGUGCUUCUUAGAAAUUCCAAUCAGCAAGCUGAAUCGAAGAUUCUCAUCCAGAUUCACAUCCAAGAGGAAUGUAAACCUGUUUAUAGUAAUGAAGUAUUCAGAUCACACAAGCUAUAGACUAAUGUGGAAUUUACAGUAUUGAACAUUAUCGGUGGAUGUAAUUGCCUGGUUAGUAUCUUACAAAUUGAAAACUUAAAUAGGGCCCUAUUCAAUGAUUUGAAUUUUAUUUAAUAUUUCAAAUUUUUAAGGGUGGCAUUUUAGGCACUAUAAUUAUGGAAUGCUAAACUUUUCUGUAGGUUUUUAGUCUUUGCUUAUUCGAACCUAGGGAGUAAUGAUUGGUGCAACAGAAGUGACAGUGCAUACAAUAUGGUUUCAUUUGUUUCACUUUAAUUAUAUAGAUUUGUGCACUUCAG
Molecule: messenger RNA, 2301 nt
Organism: Cryptomeria japonica (Japanese cedar)
Lineage: Eukaryota; Viridiplantae; Streptophyta; Pinopsida; Cupressales; Cupressaceae
Product: pentatricopeptide repeat-containing protein At1g09900
Exons: 1
Coding region: 202-1821 (539 amino acids)
Molecular function (GO): protein binding
Source: RefSeq, a predicted model, not a curated record